Aethalodelphis obliquidens (Pacific white-sided dolphin) is the source of this 4576-nucleotide messenger RNA. It is a transcript of the gene PCSK6, whose product is annotated as proprotein convertase subtilisin/kexin type 6. The transcript is spliced from 23 exons. Gene Ontology annotation, biological process: peptide hormone processing. The coding region runs from base 289 to 3276 and encodes 995 amino acids. Gene Ontology annotation, molecular function: serine-type endopeptidase activity. Gene Ontology annotation, cellular component: membrane; cell surface. NCBI's taxonomy places the organism in Eukaryota, Metazoa, Chordata, Mammalia, Artiodactyla, Delphinidae. The record is from RefSeq and is a predicted model, not a curated record.
CCUCCCGGACGCCAGUGGAACGCGUGUCCCGAGGGUCCCCGAAGUCUGCGGGAAGUUCCAGGCGGGAGCUUCGCCCCGGGCUCGCGAAGGUGGGGUGCGGGCCGCUGAGCGCGGGCCAGGGCGCCGCCGGGCCGCGCGGGCGGGAACGCGCGGCGGCCGUCCCCUCCUCCCUCGCUCCCGCCCGCAGCGGCGGCGGCGGCGCUUCUCCGGCGCGGAGCGGCUUUAAAAGGCGGCACCCCACCCCCUGGCGCACUCGCCGCUCGGGCGCCGAGCGAGCCUGCCGUUGCCAUGCCUCCGCGCGCGCCGCCCGCGCCAGGGCCCCGGCCGCCGCCCCGGGCCCCCGCCGCCGCCUGGGACGCGGACACCGACACGGACACGGCCGGCGCCGGCGGGCCCGGGCUCCGGCCGCUCGCGCCGCGCCCCUGGCGCUGGCUGCUGCUGCUCGCGCUGCCCGCCGCCUGCUCCGCGCCGCCGCCGCCGCGCCCCGUCUACACCAACCACUGGGCGGUGCAAGUGCUGGGCGGCCCGGCCGCCGCGGACCGCGUGGCCGCGGCGCACGGCUACCUCAACUUGGGCCAGAUCGGAAACCUGGAAGAUUACUACCACUUUUAUCAUAGCAAAACCUUUAAAAGAUCAACCUUGAGUAGCAGAGGCCCUCACACCUUCCUCAGGAUGGACCCCCAGGUGAAAUGGCUCCAACAACAAGAAGCUAAACGCAGGGUGAAGAGACAGGUGCGAAGUGACCCUCAGGCCCUUUAUUUCAACGACCCCAUUUGGUCCAACAUGUGGUACAUGCAUUGUGGCGACAAGAACAGUCGCUGCCGAUCAGAAAUGAAUGUCCAGGCGGCGUGGAAGCGGGGCUACACGGGAAAAAACGUGGUGGUCACCAUCCUGGAUGAUGGCAUAGAGCGGAAUCACCCCGACCUGGCCCCAAACUAUGAUUCCUAUGCGAGCUAUGACGUCAACGGAAACGAUUACGACCCGUCUCCGCGAUAUGAUGCCAGCAAUGAGAACAAACACGGUACUCGCUGUGCGGGAGAGGUCGCCGCUUCAGCCAACAACUCUUACUGCAUCGUGGGCAUCGCGUACAAUGCAAAAAUCGGAGGCAUCCGCAUGCUGGACGGAGACGUGACCGACGUGGUGGAGGCCAAGUCCCUGGGCAUCAGACCCAACUACAUCGACAUUUACAGCGCGAGCUGGGGGCCGGAUGACGACGGGAAGACGGUGGACGGGCCCGGCCGACUGGCCAGACAGGCCUUCGAGUACGGCAUUAAAAAGGGCCGGCAGGGCCUGGGCUCCAUUUUCGUCUGGGCGUCGGGGAACGGCGGCCGAGAGGGGGACCACUGCUCCUGCGACGGCUACACCAAUAGCAUCUACACCAUCUCCGUGAGCAGCACCACGGAGAAUGGCUACAAGCCCUGGUACCUAGAGGAGUGUGCGUCCACCCUGGCCACCACCUACAGCAGCGGGGCCUUCUACGAGCGCAAAAUCGUGACCACGGAUCUGCGCCAGCGCUGCACCGAUGGCCACACCGGGACCUCUGUUUCAGCCCCCAUGGUGGCCGGCAUCAUCGCCUUGGCGCUGGAAGCAAACAGCCAGCUGACCUGGAGGGACGUCCAGCACCUGCUGGUGAAGACGUCCAGGCCGGCCCACCUCAAAGCAAACGACUGGAAGGUGAACGGUGCUGGUCAUAAAGUUAGCCACCUCUAUGGAUUUGGCUUGGUAGACGCGGACGCCCUCGUCAUGGAGGCCAAGAAGUGGACUGCGGUGCCCCUGCAGCACAGCUGUGUCGCCGUCACAGACAAGAGGCCCAGGAGCAUCCCCGUGGUGCAGACGCUGAGGACCAGCGCCCUGACCACCGCCUGUGCCGACCACUCGGACCAGCGUGUGAGCUACCUGGAGCACGUGGUGGCCCGCAUCACCAUCUCCCACCCACGCCGAGGAGACCUGCAGAUCCACUUGAUUUCUCCCUCAGGGACCAAGUCUCAGCUUUUGGCGAAGAGGUUGCUGGAUCAUUCCAACGAAGGCUUUACAAACUGGGAGUUCAUGACCGUGCACUGCUGGGGAGAGAAGGCCGAGGGGGAGUGGACCCUGGAAAUCCAGGACAUGCCAUCCCAGGUCCGCAACCCAGAGAAACAAGGUAAUGCAGGUGAAGUAGAGAUGAGAGAGGAAUGUACGUUCCCAACUGCAUGUGUUAGAAAAGAAGAAAGGCUAAAGAUUGAUGGGAAGUUGAAAGAGUGGAGCCUCAUCCUGUACGGCACGGCCCAGCACCCCUAUACCACCUUCAGCGCCCAUCAGUCUCGCUCCCGGAUGCUGGAGCUCUCGGCCCUAGAGCCAGAGCCACCCAAGGCCGCCCUGUCGCCGUCCCAGGCCGAGGUUCCCGAGGACGAAGAGGACUACACAGCUCCUCCCUCCCAUGGCUCUCCUAAUAUUUUACAGACCAGUGUGUGCCAUCCGGAGUGUGGUGACAAAGGCUGUGAUGGCCCUAACGCAGACCAGUGCUUGAACUGUGUCCACUUCAGCCUGGGGAGCGUCAAGACCAGCAGGAAGUGCGUGAGCAUGUGCCCCUUGGGCUACUUUGGGGACAUGGCAGCCCGCCGCUGCCGCCGCUGCCACAAGGGAUGCGAGACCUGCUCCGGCCGGGGCCCCACCCAGUGCCUGUCUUGCCGCCGCGGGUUCUACCACCAUCAGGAGGUGAACACCUGUGUGACCUUCUGUCCCGCUGGAUUUUAUGCUGAUGAAAAUCAGAAAAACUGCCUUAAAUGCCACCCAAGCUGUAAGAAGUGCAUGGAUGAACCAGAGAAAUGUACUGUCUGUAAAGAAGGAUUCAGCCUUGCACGGGGCAGCUGCAUUCCAGACUGUGAGCCAGGCACCUACUUUGACUCUGAGCUGAUCAGGUGCGGGGAAUGCCAUCCCACCUGCCAGACCUGCGUGGGGCCCAGCAGAGAAGAAUGUAUUCACUGUGCCCCAAACUUCCACUUCCAAGACUGGAAAUGUGUGCCAGCCUGUGGCGAGGGCUUCUACCCCGAGGAGAUGCCGGGCUUGCCCCACAAAGUGUGCCGAAGGUGUGACGAGAGCUGCUUGAGCUGUGAAGGCUCCAGCAGGAACUGCAGCCGGUGUAAGACAGGCUUCACACAGCUGGGAACCUCGUGCAUCACCAACCACACGUGCAGCAACGCCGAUGAGACCUUCUGCGAGAUGGUCAAGUCCAACCGGCUCUGCGAACGCAAGCUCUUCAUCCAGUUCUGCUGCCGCACCUGCCUCCUGGCUGGGUAGGGGCGCCCGGCCGCCCGCACAGGGCAGGGCCCCUCCUGUCUGUCCGUCCACCUUCCUCCAGGCUGUCGGCCAGAGUCUGUUUCAGGAGUGGUACCCUGCAUCUGACAGCUUUAUCUCCCCAGGAGCGAGGUCUUUCCGCGGCAUCUCUGGGCGCCCAGGCCAGGUGGGUGAGGGCUUCGAGGAGGUGUCGGCAAUGUCCUCUCACACCCUGCUUGCUGGCUCCAUUCUUCUGGCUAACUCACAAUGGGAACAGAACCAAUUCCAGGAAUCCACAGCUCCGGCUUCAGAGCAGCUUCUGGGACCAUAAGUUUACUGAAUCUUCGAGACCAAAGCAGAAAGGCAGGAUGCUUGGUGCAUUGCUCUUCUCCCCGUGCUUUUGGGCAGCCCGCAGACCCCUGGGCUGUGCCCCUGCGUGAUGGAGGGCUAAGGGGCAUACCUGCUCAUCUGCCUGCCACAGUCUGGGGGAUGGUUUGGUCAGACUGUAAAUAAAACAGAUUUUGGGGCUUCAAACGUGUGACCACUGGGGAUGGAGCAUCUAUUUCUCCAUAAUCAGCGACUUCUGAAACUGCAGCCAUGGCUUAGAAAGUCUAAUCCCAAACGGAUGGGUUGGAAGGACCCUCCUUCCUCUGCCGCCCUUUCCUCUGAGGGAGCUGAAGGUCCCCGGUCUCUGCAUCCUAUCUGUGUCUCUGGGAGUCUCAUGGCCCAGAUGAACGGGCACCUCUGCCUAACACAGAGGGUCCCCAGGAGGCGUCCCGGGGGCUGGCCAAAAGGUGCCCCAACGACCAAGCAAUUCUUCCUACCAAAAUGUAAACCCAGCCUGUGAACUGUUAAUUGUCUGUCGUGUCCCGUUUCGUGGAAUUGCUUUGAAAAUACAUUGGCCCUGCUUUUCAGGAGACUUGUUCUUAAGGUGGGCGCCCCUGCGUCUGUGUGUGCUAUGAGCCUAACGACAUGGCUGGAUUUAUUUUUGCCAAACCUGUGUGGGUAUUUUAUAAGCUACGUGUUCUGAUUUUUACCAAUGUUAAUUAUUUUGACAAAUAUUUCAUAUAUUUUCAUUGAUAUGCACAGAUCUGCUUGAUCAAGUCCCUUUAAUAUGGGAGUAACAUUUGCCUUAAAUUUUUUCGAGCUCGUUCUCCAUUUCGUCCUGCUCCCGUCUUUGACUGUAACACAUUUGACAAGUCCCCUGUCAGCUGGGGGGGAGCCCAGCUGUUGUUUGUUGAAUCCACAACUCCGAAAAUGAAAUCCACAAAGCAAAUACAGUGUUAACCCUAAAUUAAUAAAAGAGUUAACAUUUCAUGGCAAA